GGGGGAGGUUGCUGCCUAUGGUGUAUUUCCGUUGAGGGAGCACCGUCGCACUCGCCGAGCCCGAGAUGAAGAAUAAAUCGGCGUUAAACGACUGUCCGAAGAGAGCCUGUUUCCAGUGAGGGAGAAUGGGACGGCAUGGAGGACAGGGAAGGAUCUCACCGACGACAACGAUAAAGAGUUCAAAUGUGCAUACAGGCUGAAUCGAACGACGCGGCCAUUUUGGUGGUUAUAUGUGGCCACGGGAAGCUCGGCGCGAAUUGGCGGAAGCUCGUGGGUCCUGCAGAAACCGGAAGCGGAGAAGACACCGUGUGCGAAAGAAUACGCGGCCCUCUGCUGGUCCGCCCUUUUGGCGGCAUGGUCCUUUGGGCCACCAUACUAUUCCUUCAAGGAGCUGGUUUUGUAGGCUCUAUGACUGGAAUCCCAGGCGUGCCUGAAAACAUCACAGUUAUGUUCCUGAAUCCAACAUCGGUUCGCGUUUCCUGGAGCACCAGCCAGGUCGAACAAAUCGAGAAAUACGACGUGACAUACAAACCCACAGAUGCAAGUUACAGGGUGGUGGCGGUGGUCGCGGGGAACAGCGAAGCGGUGACUCUGAGCGGCCUCAGAGCCGAUACACAGUAUCAGCUGGUCGUUACUGCUGUCAAGGCCGGCAAGAAGCUGAGGAGUCGACCGAUCGUCUUCCGUACUCUCGAACCGCCAAGAACGUCUCCACAACAAGAUUCGUCAGUAACCGGAGGACCAAUUCCUCCUCCUCCAUCUGCUCAACAACCUCAGCCAUAUUUGCAGAUACGUGGCGUGGAAGUAGGCAUAGUCGUCCUGGUGUUAAUAGUCUGGGCGGGGGCGAUAGCCCUGUUUUUCAACCGAUGGGGUAAAAUUCGCAUGUUGCUGCCAUAUCAGCCCGACUACAAAGAGCAGCUCAAGGUUCCUGGAACGGGGGUUUGCGCUGCAGCAAAUGCAGCUUGCACUCAGCACUCCUCGCAGCACGCUUGCUCCCAGCAUCUGCACUGGUCGAACCACCACGUGGACUCCGUAGACAGCGGAGGUGGAGCUGGAAGUGGAAUAAGCUCCGGAUGGCCAAAGCAAACCAGACCUCGGGUCAACAGUGCCAUCGACGUAGCCGGCUUUCUGUCUCAGGAAUUCCUUCGCCGUCAUGGGUCCACGUCCAGGCUCUGCCGAAAAGUUCGCAGUGCAGACAAUUUGCCGCUGGAGACGUCAAAUCGACAGCAGGAUCACUGCAGCCAUUCGAGGGACGAAGUGGUGGAGGGAGACCGAGAGACCUUCUUGAGGGCUUGUCAGGAGGAACAGGAGAGGAACGAGGAAAUCGAGUCCAGGAGGCAGAGCAGCCAGGAAAGUGGUCCGAAGGAUGUCACCGAGACGUCCUUCCUGGAGUCUUCCUCUCAUCAGCCGCAAUCCUCCUCGAGGGAUUCUUCGGCGACUUCUUCGUCGUUGGUCGCACGUCGUUUUACCGGAUGGAGGAUGGGCGGAAGUCACGAGUAUGUCCGAUGCCCGGUACGACAGCCAGCCUCAUUAGAUGAUAGGUUCUACCGAAGGAUCUACGAGCCGGACAUAAUCCGACUGCCCCGUUCCCACCACCACUACCAUCAUCGGUUGGACGGGGAGCGACACACGAAGAGCUGCGACUACGCGAGACGGACCCCGGAGUCCAGCAUGGAGGUUCAACACUUCGGCUUGCCGAUCCUUAGCAUCUCCGAGCCGAGUCCUCCGGACGAGACAGACCGGGUGGACGACUAUUUGUAGGACUUGCUUGCCGAGGACUUCCUCAAGGAGCUCCUCGUAUGACCGCGUGUCGCCCCAGCCCCAGUCCCGUCGCCAAAAAGGGACCAUCGGGAUUAUCGGGAUCAUCGAUGUCCCCAGGGUCUAAACUCGGACUUUAAGUUGGGUGUCGAGUCACGCCCCAAUCCAGGCCCCGUCCCGAUUUCGGACACCCCCACGAUUCGGCACCACCUCGGUAGGAUCUUGUACCAGGACCCGUCCACCGGGACGUCUUGGUCCACCCUGCGAAUCCGAAGAGGACUUUCAUCCCUGGGCCAGGCUCCGGAAUGCAAUUCCUAGGUCGACGCCUCGCUCUAAGGACUUGUCGUGGGCUAAUCGAACACCUAGCCUGGUUCUCGGUUUUCUGGACCCUUCACCGAAUUAAUUACGUACUCGAUGAGGUCCCCCGAGCCACUGAAGGGAGGAUGCCGGAGGAGAGGUCCAAACCUCCCGGUUAAUGCACAUAUCUCAGAAGCGCAUUACAUAUCCCUUGUGCAGGACGUUGAUGAGGAUCGUGAAAACGAUCCUUUGACUAAUCCCGUGAGAUAUUCGGACCCCACGGGAAGUGGGCACCACAGGAUGGGCUGGAGGUCGAAUGCGAACGCUUGCUAACUGGAUAUGUAGGUAUCCAAGCGUAUUGAUCGGAGCUCUCGUUAAGGGGUGAGAACUUCGCUGUUUUAUGGACUAAUGAUUUAUCGAGUGUUGGGAUUUGUUUGUAGUAAUUGUAACGUUGACAACUGAUCAUGGCGACCAAGAUUUUGGGCUAGAUACUGUAAAGUCUGGUUUAAAUAGUGAUAUAGCGAUGCUCUUUCAUUGUGGAAAUUACUUUCAUUCUUUUAGGGCAAUGAACGUUAAAGUGUAAUUAAAACGUAACUAUUAAACUAAAAUUCUGUUACAUUAGUUAUGCAAUAUUAUACAACGAAGAUGUGCAAUAAUUUGAACGCUACUUCGUAAUCUGUUUAAUUUGUAACGCUAAAGCCUUGAAUGAUAAAAACGAGACAUUCAUGGAUAAUUAUUGCGCAUUCGUUAACGUUACUAAUUACUCCAAAUCUAUUAGCGAGGUAAAUCGAGUUGGUAUCGUAAUCCUAGCUUCAAGUGCAAUUUUCAAGAACAAGAACUUCUGUCAGAAAAGAAACCGUCCUCUAUUUUCCAAUCAAAAUUUUGAGUUUAAACGGUUCAAUUGACAAAUGCAAUUUCUUAACAAUACGCAAUGGUUUUUACGCCAAAUCAAGAGAAACAUUUGAGGCCGACUUGGAAAAUGCGUACAACGAUUAUUUUUAAAGUAUACCAUGUCAAUUGACGAAGUAUCGCAUUCGGCUUCUCAGCUUUUCAGGGAGAGAUCCUUCCUCGAUCAAUCGAUCACCCUCGAUAGACGAUCUGAUCGAAAACGCAAACUCCACAAUCGUCCGCCCAAAAGGACCAAAUGAAUCGCGAGACAUCGACCCUUAUCACGAAUUCUAAAAAAAACGAGUCGUUUUCGACGAGAACCCUGCAAAAAGUUUUCCAACUUCCAGAACGAGCCCUCCUCAGGUCUACGGGAACUCCGGGAGAAAGAAAAGUAAAACAAGGAUAAAGCAGGCAUCUACCUAAUCGAUGUAACCUCGGGAACACGAAGAGGUACCGGAAGGUAAUCCAAAAGGUAUCGGUGUGUGCGUAUUUAGUACUUCCACGAAAUCAUAGUAGGAUGAAUUCGUGCCGAUCAACGAUUCAUUUAAGACCAAACUCACCGUUCACCGUUUAAGUGUGCACAAAUACAUGAUCGUUCAUCCUUAAGCACGUAAACCGCGGUUAAGUGACCCUUGACAGACAUAACCUGCUUUAACACUUAAUAUGGGACUAUAAAAUAAUCAGCGAUUUCCUGGAUUCUAAUAUACCUAGAAUCAUUUUCUUGCAUAGAAAGAAUUAAUGUUUUAUAUAAUACAGUACCUGAUAAUAUUGAUACUCAACAUUGGCAGCUUUUACAGUAAACAAACAACCUGGACAUUGAGUCACUAAUUGUAAACGUAUUUAUUGUUUAUUAGUUUUCAGUAAUCUCUUUUUCGUUUACUUGUCUUAUUUUCUUACUGUUAGACCGAUCAACGUCGAGUUUGUUGUAAUUUUUGCUUCACCUGGUAAGGAGACGUCUUACCACUCGCUGUAAUAAGACUUGGGGUAAUUGUAAACGCGGUUUACGGUGUUAAGGGGAACAAUCGAUAGCGUAACCUUAACUCUUACAACCUUCGUACAUAGGUCCUCCCUCUUUCUCGUAUAUUAUGUUGAUUGAUCGAUCCCGGCUCGGUCGUGCACUAAUUCCCUACAGCGUGACCUCGUGUUUCUCUUCUGUAAAUAUAAUCGAGAAUUCCUCGGCCGAAUCAUCGAUAGGUCUUGUCGAUUUCUAGGGAUCACUUUUAAGGACUAAGGUGAGUGUAGGUCGAGACCGUGACGCGCGUCGAAUGUGGAACAAGCGGCCUGUGUCCGCCCUUCGUAAAUUCGGUACUCUCCUGUACAAUUAUACAUACGAUUAUAAAUAUAUAUAUAUAUAUAUAUAUAUAUAUAUAUAUGUUAUGUAUAUUAUAGAUAGGUGCGUGUCUUAGAUACCGAGGCAGAGGCGUUAAACACCUUAUAUUCGUAUUUUAUCGUGGCUCGUUAAGUUUGUACCACGAUGUAAUGUUACGAGGAGUAGAAGAGAAUGCCAAUUCGCGUGGAGGUUCGAUGGUAACUUUGAAGGAUGGUAAGGAUACAAAUUUUUGGUUCCAUAGAUCGGAUGAAAAUAAAGUUAGAAAGAGCUGGAAGUUGGGACAGGAGAUAUCCGGUUCAUAUGCAGCAUGAAAAAAUGAAGGAAAUGUUCUUACAGAGCAAAUAUUAAGUCUCAUUGUAAAACCUAAAGUUCUGAACAAGUCAAAGAGAAUUUAUUCCCGCGUCACUGAUUCAUUUGAGGCUAAAUUAAAUGGAUUUAAUCAAAUUUAGUGAUUUAUUUCCGCGACAGAUUUAUUAAGUCGAGUGGAACUUGAUUUAAGGAAUUCCAUUCUGAUUUAUUAUCAGGGAAGUUUACCUACUGAUAUUUUAGGCUUCCGUUACUUUUCGAGUUUACUUACAACGGCAUGGAUUUAAUUAAUUAAAAUUGUAUGAAAAAUAAUGGAAAUUUUUAUCUUUGACUAGUAUGAAGUGCAUUUACAGAAUCCUGGAAAUCUCCACGUGUUUAUUAGAAGUGGUACAUUCGUUGAAUGUCCUUUAGUACCCUGUCCCGUUUAUUGCCAGUCCGAAGGGACAUAUUCUGCUUUUUUCUCCCGUCUUUUACGCCACCAGACUUUUGCCUCGUAAAAUAUAAAAGUUCGUACUCUUAUCGCGCCCUUAGAGGCCGAGAGUGCUGGCUGAUAUAGUUUACAUCAGGGCGGAUGCACUCUCGACUCUAAAAGUGCAAAGAAAGUACAGCCCAUUGCCCCCGAUAUCAAACACGUGAUUUAAAACGUAAGUGACUUUUUUUUAAUUUUUCUCGUGAUACAUUUUUAACAAAUUCUGACCGUAAAAUCUACCACUCUCGCAUAUCCAAUAUGUGCUUUCUUUUUAAUUACUGCACGGAGUAGUCAGAUAUUUUGCUUCAUUUUUCACGCGUUAUUAUAAAUAAUGGGACAAAACGGAAUAAUGUCCCACUUGCGAUAAUAAUCCCAACGGUCCAAUUGAGGCAUGUAAAUAUCCGUGCUUUUGUAUGAUCUCACUCUGUGAUACCAACUCCAUUUACCGCAAUUCCAUCCCUUCAAGCACGUACUUGUAUUUCACUUCCGGUUAAACAUAUAUAUCCAAACGGCAUUCCCGGGAGUUGAGUUUGCAGCGAAUUUCCAUUAUUCGCGUUGGAUACGAAACCUUGAAGGCCGCGGGCAUUUCUACGUUACACGGGACAUUAAAUAAUGUGACAUUUGGUGCAAUACUUCUUAUUCCAAUUAAUUCAGAAUAUUACCCUAAUUUUUUUCACUUUAAUCCGUAUAUUUUAACUCUUUGUCGCGUAUCAAUCACUCCUCGUUAAAUAACUCUCUCCAUUUCUUUUAUUUUAUAUUUUGCAAAUCAUUCAUAAAAACAUGGCGGCCACUGUAUUAGCUUUCAAAAUUCUGCACUUAAAAAUUGAUUAUAAAAAAUAUAAAGCCAAAAAUCACGAAACAUCCAUAAAGAAGGUUUCCUAGAAUUGAAAUAUGAAAAAGUUAUCAAACAAAAAUCACGGAAAUAUUUAUAAAAAGACAGAAACGAAAAGGCGCAUUGCGGACGAUUACUGAUAAACUGUUGUAGAUAAUUGCCAAUAAAUUUCAGGAGACCGUUGAGUUAAACGAUUUCGAGGGCCACUUGAAUAUCACAUCAUACACAGUGAUGAAAACUCGGAAAGCAGUCGAGUUUCCUUUUAUUCUAGUGCUCCUAUACAGUGAUAGGUAGAUAUUCCGCCAAUGUCCUUCUAUACAGGCAACACAUUGAACCGAAAGUGGCACUUCACUCCACGUGUGUGGGGAGUACGUGAUUUCGAAAGAGGAAUUGCCUCGAGUGCACUCGCAUUCAUCCUUAAACGCGAUAUUUCUGUGAGGAGAUACGGCUGGGGGACAGGAAAAGUUCUAUCGCGUUUCCGGAAAAUGCUCUGCGGAUGCAUUACGCACGUAUUGCAUCGUUAAACAUAUAAGAAGCGGUAUCAGCCCGGAAUUUAUUGCGAGGAUCUGCGCGCUUAUAUGCCAAAAAUGUGGCAUAUAGUGCCACAUUUGUGAGAAUAAUUUUGAGGAAUAGUCAUUUUCCCAAUGUUAGGUUUUCAAUGAAAUGAUGUCUCCCGAUGUACCAAAUGUCAUGGCGAUUUUAGUAAUUCAUUAUUAAAUUUUUAAACGUGCCAACGUUGAAACUAUUUCUUGUCUCCAAUUUAUCGGUCUUUUCCACUGGGAAAUUGCAACAGAAAAUUAUGUACCUUGCACAAAGCCCGUACUAAAUAUUUGUAUCGCAGAAUUGUAUUCUUUUAACGUUCGCGCGUGCAAGAAGGGCAAUAAUUUGUCCAGAAUAUUAAACUUGCAAACGGUAAAGUAAAGUUAUCAAUGGGCGAUGCUUUCCCUCGCUGGCUUUAAUACAUUGUCUAGUACGUCAUUAUUCUUUUCCCUCGUUCCCACCCUCUCUUUAUACCGAUUUGCGGCGAAAAAUGCUCUACCGAUUCACCGCAUGACACAUAAAAUACUAAAACGAUGUGCGAGUUUAACGCAAAGAUUUAACGAACUUCUCUACCUUGCUGUUUUUGUAUCACGUGGGAAUAAGUCUUAAUUUUAUCAUAAAGCUUUUUAACUUCUUGAAAUAUGAAUACGUCGAUAUAAAUCGCUAAAUAUUUAAUUGAAAAAAAAGUAAGUCUAUGAAAAAACAGACGUAAGUCUGUUAAGAAAUUAGGGAUAAAAUAUCCUAGAAGAAAGUAUCCCUUGUUACAUUUAUACUUACAGCUUUAUACCACUAAUAUAAUAAUUACUUCGGCGUUCAAUAAAUAGACAAAAUAUAAUUUGGAUUACCUGCUAUUUUGAAUAAAAUUUAUUACAUGAUAAUGCAGUGCUUUCACCAUCAUUUACUAUUUACUGUAACUAAAUAUUCUGAAGGAUAUGGAAAUCCAAUUCUCUUUCAAUGUUCUCUUUGAGUAAAAUUGUAGCGACAACCA
This is a messenger RNA of Orussus abietinus, 7405 nucleotides long. RefSeq lists its product as uncharacterized. Bases 184 to 1758 code for a protein of 524 amino acids. The record is from RefSeq and is a predicted model, not a curated record. The transcript has 10 exons. Lineage: Eukaryota; Metazoa; Arthropoda; Insecta; Hymenoptera; Orussidae. Gene Ontology annotation, molecular function: protein binding.